Molecule: messenger RNA, 1089 nt
Organism: Cuscuta campestris
Lineage: Eukaryota; Viridiplantae; Streptophyta; Magnoliopsida; Solanales; Convolvulaceae
Source: the annotation of a GenBank genome assembly
GAGUUGAAUGCACCACGACAAAAGGGGCAAACCGUGGUUGCAUAUUACAAUCAAUUCAUAACACUAUGGAAUCAACUGCAUGGAACCGGCGAUCCUGCCGGGGGUUGUACAUGUGUAGCCGCCACUAUGACACGGGCUAAGUUCGAACGAGAAAAGACAAUUGAUUUCCUACUUGGAUUAGAUGAUGAUCAGUUCAGUCAUCUACGAUCAAACCUCCUUGGCACUGAACCCAUACAAGAUUUGGAUAGAGCCUUUCAUCUCGUGUCACAAGAAGAACGCCAUCGCACAAUCAUUCACAGCCGUGAUGAUAAAAUCGAUGCUAUGGCAUUUGCAACUCACCGCGGCGACAGGAUCACACUACCUCCUCCACCUUCGGAGAAACUUCUCUGCACACACUAUGGCCGUACAAACCACAACGUUGACGCUUGCUAUGAACCGGUUGGGUUUCUGGCGCAUUAUACACACCUAGCCGCCAACAAAGGACCAUCCGCAGCUAGAGGUGGACGUGGAGGCAGCGCCGGGGGCCGAGCGCCGCACACUGGCGGACGUGGAGGAGGGCGCCGAGGUGCUACAGCCGUCGGCAACAACACUGGUGUCGCCCACGCUGCAACCAACGAUACUUCAAGCCCCAAUCUCAGCGAUCAAAUGGCCCGCCUCAUGUCGUUGCUUAAUCAUCCAAUGCCACUCGGUACAAUGGACCCUUUAUCGCAGACGGAGAUUGGACGGGCUCAUGCGAUCCGUUCAAGCGAUUUUUCUCUAGGCUUCGAUUAUGAAUUCAUCCCUGAUGGUAAUUUCCUGGCAUGGAGAGGUAGGGAAAGGAGUCGUUGCCAACACCGGAGAUAGUGGAGGCCCCUCGUCGCUGAUUGUAAACUGCCGCUGCCUGUGCAUCGUUGAAUCGAGACUCCGCAUCGUCGUAGUUGGAGAAAGGAUCGCAGCCUCGCCCCUGCGUGCUGGUCUGAUCGCGGUCACCAAUUGAAAAUCCGUAGUGAGGGAAGGGGUCUGCGUUGCCUCAGAUGGAAAACAAAGAAGGACCGAAGAAGAAGAAACGGCGCUGUGGCGCAGAGGCGAUAAUCAAUUUAUAUACCCUGG